AUGCUCGCGAGGGCGGUACGACUGCCGCGCAUAUGCCUGGUAUGCCGUCUGGGCAUACUUCGCCAAGCCGCUGCGGUUCCAAUUCGAUGCCCAUCGAGCCCUACGAACAGACGACAAGUACGAUAUGCUUCCGAUUUUUCGCCGCAGAGUAAGGAGAGAAUAGAGGCACUUAUAUCAGGAGCGCUUGACGAUAUUGAAUCGCAUUCCAAGCAUAGCGGUGUAAAAAAAAACCGACUCAAUCAAAAAAGAAAGGGCCAGCAGCGAGGCGAUGUUCAUGAUGAACCUGCUGAAUGGGAACUUGAUCUGGGGAAGGACUCUGGCUUGCCUGACACUGGCGAUACGAAUGUGACCGAAAAAGCGAAUGCCUCUAUUAAAAAUGCGCCGAUUCAAGAAACUGCAACCAGCAAGGAACCAUCAACACCUCCCCGACCGAUGUCAAUGCCUAGAAGCCAGCCUCAUUUCGAUACAGAACAGCUGCGCGACGAAUUCGUGUACCGUCACAGUCUGGGCAUUGACGCUUUGGGAAAACCUGUCGAUGCAAUUAUUAUCAAGAACCCAAACAAAAUGAGGGAUACUAAGAAGCGAACAACUCGGAGCAUGAAGGAAGCUCAACAUGUUGAUGGGACCGUGGCCCGUUUCACUUGGCAGGACGUUAUACCCCAAAAGAAAGAACUAGAAGAAUCAGACUUGUUGAAAAACAUUGAGGAGAUACGACCCAAAGACACCUUCAUUGUCAGAAGGAAAGAUUUUGACAAGUUGGUUGAUUACCUGGUUGAUGGAUUCCUUGCAGCACAGCUUCAAACAUACUUUGACCGUGCAAACUGCAACAAGGUUUUGGUUCAUGCUGAUACAUAUCCGUACUCGUGGCUAACUGAGCAAAGUCCAUGGGCUGCUGCCGAGACAUUGGAUUUGAGCUCGCACAAGGGGAAGCAACUGCAAGCAGUCGCAAUUCUGACUGGAAUAUGGAAACUGGAGAUUCAGGAGCAUAUAGAAGGAAUUGGGAGAACUGUAGUCUGGCUGAAGCCAGAUAUUUUCAAUCUGAUUGCCAAUCCCCAAAGCGGCAUCAUCGGGAGACUCAGCGCCGAUUUCUUGGACAAGUCAAACAAGGAAAUAAUAACUUCAAGACCAGAAGACUACAGGCUAAGCAUUUACGCCCGCAAGUCAACUGUUUCUACGAUUUUGGCACGACUCGACGAGAUUGUGCAGACGAUAAAAUCUCAAACUAUUUCUGUUCAACGAGUAAAUCAAGAAAAUCUAGAAACAUCAGUCUUAAUGGAGCUUGAGAAAAUAACAAAGACUGCUUUGAGGUAUAAUGCAACAACUUCCACGCUCGAUGUAUCAUGGCUCGCCGAAACUGAUGUCUCCAACGGAAAGACAGAAGGUCCAGCUGACAUUGUUUUGAGAUUACUAAUUGGCCGAGAAACCUCAUCACAACACGCAGAUGUUCAUAUUCUUCCGAAAACUCGGCAAAAGAAGGGGGUAUUCCUAACCCAUCAAAGGGAUAAACGAGGCAUGGCUUGGAGAGAUAAGCUCCGGUACUGGUCUCGCUACGUCAAUCCUAUCGGUAAAUCGACAGAGGAGACUAUGAGCCCGGGCUUCCGCGACAGUAUCAUCCUGGAGCAACCCAACGCGUCAUCUCUCAAAGAAAAUCUUGAAGUCACAGCAGUAUUUGGCCACAUCCUGCAUACCAAACAAAGUAUUCGCACAGAUAAUCUGACCAAAUCUCGCCGGGUACUUUGCCCGAUUAUUCCCCAUCCUGCCGCUCUUACUUCAAUCACAGCCGACACGUCUGCUCCCAGUACCCAAAAGACAGCCAUCGUCCUCAAUUUCGCGCCGGAAAGCCCACCAAAAACCUCCCCCCCAGGCACCUCUCAACUUAUUCGUCUACGGUUACCAAUCAGCCCGUUCACCGACCUAUCCAAAUUCUCAUUCCCGGAUGCAUCAGUUCUGGAGGCAGUAAUGCCGUGGCAAGAAAGCGACAUUAUGCUUCCGGACAACAGCGUAGACGUCCGCCUGACUCAAAAGCGACUGGUUUCUCUCGAUGCCCAUCAACAUUCUCUCCAGGCAUUUUUGCAAGCUUCCGAUUUCAACCUCCUGCAAGGGCGUCUCAGAACACCCAGUAGAGCCAGCUUUGCUAUACCACGUUUCUCAUCGAUUGAACAGAGCACCUCGUCAACAGACCUAGUCGCAACACCAUACAUGUUCAUGGGCCUUGAGAUCCACCAAACCAUCGACAUGGAAUGGCAAUCCCACACCCUUCGCUACAGCAGCAUUGAAGCCGGACAGCAUGGCGGACAGCAGCAAAUGCUAUCCCUAGUAGCCGGCCCCCCCGGCGACCAAGGCAGUGCUACCACUCAACAAUUACAGAGUUUCUUGGAACUGGUUGAGGAAACAGCUUGCGGAGCACACUUUUCAUGGGACCAAGGCUACAGACUGAUGAGCGGGCGGUCCGCCGAGCAAUUUAGCUGGGAUAUGAUGGACACGGAAUAUGCCAAGCAAGAUGCUGCUACUGCAGAGGAAACAAAUCAAGGGUUGGGGCCAGAACACGGUCGCGAGGGCCAAGAAGCAGCGUCGCCUCAUCAGCCUCAGCAAGCUCUCGACACCACCAAGAUGAAGAAUGAGGUGACGGAUAAUUCUCAGACGAUCCAAUCGUUGGAUGAGUCGCUACACAAGACGGAAUCCACGCCUGAUAAAUAG
This is a messenger RNA of Metarhizium robertsii ARSEF 23, 2697 nucleotides long. RefSeq lists its product as uncharacterized. Gene Ontology annotation, cellular component: mitochondrial inner membrane. The transcript is spliced from 3 exons. The record is from RefSeq and is a predicted model, not a curated record. NCBI's taxonomy places the organism in Eukaryota, Fungi, Ascomycota, Sordariomycetes, Hypocreales, Clavicipitaceae. The coding region runs from base 1 to 2697 and encodes 898 amino acids.